Molecule: messenger RNA, 639 nt
Organism: Penicillium macrosclerotiorum
Lineage: Eukaryota; Fungi; Ascomycota; Eurotiomycetes; Eurotiales; Aspergillaceae
Exons: 1
Coding region: 1-639 (212 amino acids)
Source: RefSeq, a predicted model, not a curated record
AUGGCCUUCACACAAGUGGUUGCUCCGAUUUGUCUUGUGACCGAUCUCCUCCAACAACUGCUCGACGCCGCGAGAGACACGCGCCUUGUUGUCUGUGGCACCAGAACCGAGUUUCUGGUGCAGUUGUCCGCCGCCAUUCGUUCUCAGUACGCAGGGCACAAUCCUGCUCCGCGGCAUGAUCUGCUCACUAAAACGAUUGGACUGCUCGCCAACUCGAGCAGGGUGCAACUGACAUUCUGCCCGUCUCUGGAGACCUUUCGAGCCUACCUGGCAGUCCUCGGUCCAGUUGACGACGUAAUCUGCGGCUCUGAACAGUGCAAGAUCAGACGGCCUUUACUUGCAACCUUGGACUUGGUAGCUUUACAUGCUACAACCACGGAAUUUGCUGCGCAGGGGCUAUCAAGGACCUUCGCUGCUCUUGUUGAAUCGGCCUCCAGAGCCAAGAUGGAUGUGAUACUCUAUGAAUGUACGAAUGCGGUGAACCCUACGAGUACCGACUGGGGCGCAGAAUUGUGGAAGAAGCAGGUUCCUCUGCUAAAUGGUUCAGUCCGGAUACGGGGUGAGGAUGGCGGCAACUGGGGCGGACGAGGUGUCUCCGUCAAACAGGUUGCUCAGCGCUGGUUCGAGUUUGAAGAAUGA